Vespula pensylvanica (western yellowjacket) is the source of this 1483-nucleotide messenger RNA. It is a transcript of the gene TfIIEalpha, whose product is annotated as general transcription factor IIE subunit 1. Gene Ontology annotation, biological process: transcription initiation at RNA polymerase II promoter; transcription open complex formation at RNA polymerase II promoter. Bases 97 to 1362 code for a protein of 421 amino acids. NCBI's taxonomy places the organism in Eukaryota, Metazoa, Arthropoda, Insecta, Hymenoptera, Vespidae. The record is from RefSeq and is a predicted model, not a curated record. The transcript has 6 exons. Gene Ontology annotation, cellular component: transcription factor TFIIE complex.
UCUUAUUAAAAAAAAAUAUUUUAUCGAUGGAAUAAUUGUAUAUGCCAAUUUUUGUUAUAUAUAUUAUUACUCUAUAGACAUAUAUAAAACAAAAAAAUGAGUGGGGAAGAAAAGAUUGUUACAGAAGUUCCCAGUAGUUUGAAACAAUUAGCUCGUCUUGUUGUACGUGGCUUUUAUACUAUAGAAGAUGCUUUAAUUGUGGAUAUGUUAGUAAGAAAUCCUUGUAUGAAAGAGGAUGAUAUUUGUGAACUAUUAAAAUUUGAACGUAAAAUGUUAAGGGCAAGAAUAUCUACUUUACGUAAUGACAAAUUUAUACAAGUUAGAUUAAAAAUGGAAACUGGAUUUGAUGGAAAAGCGCAGAAAGUCAAUUACUAUUUUAUUAAUUAUAAGACGUUUGUAAAUGUGGUAAAAUAUAAGCUGGAUCUAAUGAGAAAAAGAAUGGAAACCGAAGAGCGAGAUGCAACUAGUAGAGCUAGUUUCAAGUGUACAAAUUGUUUAAAAACAUUUACAGAUCUUGAAGCAGAUCAAUUGUUUGAUAUGUCAACUGGUGAAUUCAGAUGUACAUUUUGUCGAGAAAUAGUUGAAGAGGAUCAGUCUGCUCUUCCUAAAAAAGAUUCUAGAUUGUUAUUAGCCAAAUUUAAUGAACAAUUAGAACCUUUGUAUAUUUUAUUGAGGGCAGUAGAAGGUAUUAAAUUGGCACCUGAAAUAUUAGAACCUGAGCCAGUGGAUAUUAAUACUAUUCGAGGUAUUGAUACAAGAAAACCAAGCAAUCUUAGGGCACCUAAUGAACAAUGGUCUGGUGAAGCAACAAGAACAUCUGGUUUUAUGGUAGAAGAUACAAGGGUUGAUGUUACCAUUGGAGAUGAAUCUUCUGAAGAUAAUGCAGCAAAUCGUAGAAAAGAAAGACCUAUUUGGAUGAUGGAAAGUACUGUUAUUAACGCUGAUGGCUCUCAGGCUGAUGGAAUAAAUACUCAGGAAACAAUUUUGGAUAAAGCAGCUGCCACUGCCACAAAUACUACUACUACAAACACUAAACAAGGUGAAGAUAUCAUGUCAGUAUUAUUGGCACAUGAAAAGAAAGGUGGGACCAAUUCUACAACAUCUGCUAUAAAAGCAGUAUUACCUCAAGAAUCCAGUGAUAGUAGUGAUAAUGAAGAAAUUAAUGACAUGCAAGCUAUUGAUACAGGUGAAGUGGAAACUAUGGAUUCUGAAGAUGAUGAUUUAGUACCAACAGUCAGUGUGGCUGGAAAAAGUGUUGCUAUUACAGAUGUUAAUGAUACAUUAAUAGCAGAAAUGACACCCACAGAGAAAGAAGCUUAUAUUCAAGUUUAUCAGGAAUAUUAUUCUCAUAUGUAUGACUAAAUUUAGAUUAGACAAAAUCACUGAAUUUACACAUAUUAAAAGACUGCUAUAUUUGACAUUCAACCUGUAAUAUUUUGUACAGUUCCCAAGAAAUAAAAUGAUUCCAAGAAUUGUUACAAUG